This is a messenger RNA of Girardinichthys multiradiatus, 2421 nucleotides long. It is a transcript of the gene zcchc8, whose product is annotated as zinc finger, CCHC domain containing 8. The coding region runs from base 35 to 2128 and encodes 697 amino acids. The transcript has 14 exons. Gene Ontology annotation, cellular component: catalytic step 2 spliceosome. Gene Ontology annotation, molecular function: RNA binding; zinc ion binding. Lineage: Eukaryota; Metazoa; Chordata; Actinopteri; Cyprinodontiformes; Goodeidae. The record is from RefSeq and is a predicted model, not a curated record.
AACUGAACUUCCGUUUAGCGCUGAAAGGCUAAAAAUGGCCGAGGUUGAUUUCGGAGAUAGCGAGCUUUUCCAGCAACUGGAGGACGCUUCACCGCCGGCCUCAAGGCACAUUCACUUCACAGACGAUGAUGGAGAAAAUGAAGAGGCGAGCCAGCUUCGGGGCAGGCUGGAAGAGUUUGAAGAUAAUAUUGAGAGACUUUCUGAGGAAAAUAAAGUAUUAAGACGCAAACUCAACAUCCUGACACGACCAAGUGGCAUCACAGUGGAAGAUGUCAACAUCGACGGGCCACUUCUUCAGGUCCUUUUUACCAACAAUGUUAUAUCAAAGCAAUGUCGUCAGGAAAUCGAAGACUGCAUCUGCAGUGUAAUUUUUAACCAUCAGAAACCAGGCAAUGAAAAGAAGAUAUCAGUGUUUCACAUGAAACCACAGAAUUCAGCUUUUGAGUUGGAUGAAGAUCCUGAUAAAUUGUCCUCCAGUAGUGUGAGAACCACAACAGAAGCCUUUAAAGUUGUUGGGAGCGUUUUAUAUUUUUCUUCCUUCAGUGUUGACAAACUUGGCCAGCCUUUGGUGAAUGAAAACCCCCAGCUGACUGAUGGAUGGGAUGUUCCAACCUACCAGCAGGUUUUUACCCAAGUUAUUGGGACAGAUGGAAUGGAAAUGGAAACUAAAAACAGAAGACUCAAGUCCAUGUGUUUCAACUGUGGCUGCAGCACUCAUCAGCUCAGAGACUGUCCACAGCCUAAAGACAUGGCUGCGAUCAACGAAAGAAGAAAAGAGUUUAAUCAGAACUCGAGCCAGAUCACACAGAGCAACCAACGUUACCAUGCUGAUGAAGUGGAGGAACGCUUCGCCAAUUUCAAGCCUGGAGUCUUGAGUGAGGAGCUUUUAGCGGCCCUGGGAGUGGAUGGUAACACCCUCCCUCCUCUGAUUUAUCGAAUGAGGAAGCUAGGUUACCCACCAGGAUGGCUCAAAGAGGCGGAGAUGGAAAACUCUGGCUUAUCACUCUAUGAUGGAAAUGUAUCAAAUGAUGACACUGGCAGCACUUCACAAAACAUCUCUUAUGACCUUUCCAAGCUGGUGGAUUUCCCAGGCUUUAAUGUGUUGGCACCUCAUCAAAUAAAGGAUGAGUUCAUGCAUUACAGUUCGAUUCCAAUGCAGACCAGUCACAUGAAGCAGAACUAUGCAGCCUACCUGUCCAACAACUUUCCUAAGUCUGGUGUCGCUUGCAACAAAAGACGACAAGAGUUUGACUCAUCCCCCCACCUCAGGAAAAAGACAAAGUCUAGCCCCGAUGUGAAUUCAGAGAGAAGCUCAGAUAUGGACGUUGAAUCAGAUCCAGGAACACCUUAUUCAUGUUGCUCUGGUGACUUCCAUUUCCAGCCACCACUACCUCCGGGGUCCCCUUGCUACAGUUCACCUCCCCCUUUACCCCAGGGAACUCCCCCCUCCACACCUACUCCCCCACCUCUCCCUAAAGGUACGCCUCCGCCAACUCCCACCAACGGCUCUCCAGCUCUGCAGAGGCGUAACGUGCCGCCAGUCGCUGAGACUGUGGACGGAGCAGAAGACGAUCUGACUCUGGAGGAGCUGGAAGAGCAGCAGAGGUUGAUCUGGGCAGCUCUGGAAAACGCUGACACAGCCACAAAUAGUGACAGUGAGGCGGCUGCUUUGGGAACACCUGGUACCAGUUCACCCAGUGUUUCCACGCCAGCACACAUUGACACGGAAAUGGAAGAUGUUGACGAGUCGGUGGACAGAAGUCCUGAACCUUGCCAUGACAGCGAGAAUCAAAAGGAACCAGAUGUACAAGAGAGUUCGACUGCAAUCACUGGACCCAUGAAAGUAGAGGACGAAAGUCCUCAGAGUCCUGAGCCGGAGCCUGUCAAGCCCCAAGAUGAUAGCCCUGAGAGCCCAGAUCCUGAGAUCUCUGAGGAGAGGACUGGAGAUACGUCUCUUAAGCAUGGGGAGAAGAUUAUAGCAGUUCCUCAUCGGAGCAAAUUUGCAGCUGGCAUUGUUCCAUUUGAAGAUACUCCUGAAUUUACAGAAGUAGCUGAAGCCACUGGAACAUACCUGAAAAUCAGAGACUUACUCAAAGGUUCUCCUCGAAGCAUGGCAAAGAAAAAAUAAAACGUUCGUCUCAUGGAUUCAGAACAUAACAUGGACACUUUUAAUCUAAAACUUCUCAGUUUCACUAAACAUAACUGUUUUAUUUUUGUUUUGUUUUUAGGCAGUUCAUCUGUAAGACUACAAUGACUACAGUUUAAGUUUCUCUACCAGAAACAUUACCUUUUUGAGUUUUGUUUUUUUAUAUGAAGUCUGUAUAGUGUUUAAUUUUUAUAUGGUCGUGUUUAAGUGACUUUUUUUCUCCUAUCAAAUUUGGAUUGCUUUAAAGUCUUAAGUAAACAUGCCUGUGCUCUCUC